This is a messenger RNA of Pollicipes pollicipes, 601 nucleotides long. RefSeq names its product cuticle protein CP14.6-like. The transcript has 3 exons. The record is from RefSeq and is a predicted model, not a curated record. Lineage: Eukaryota; Metazoa; Arthropoda; Thecostraca; Pollicipedomorpha; Pollicipedidae. Gene Ontology annotation, cellular component: chitin-based extracellular matrix. Bases 1 to 468 code for a protein of 155 amino acids. Gene Ontology annotation, molecular function: structural constituent of chitin-based larval cuticle.
AUGCAGAUGUUCAGUGAUUUCAACCAGGACUUCAACAGCCAACAAUUUGUCAGCAGUGGCCAGCCGGAAGUGCGGAUCCUUAGUCAGAAGUCCGAUCAAGAUCAAGUCGGCAACUACGAAUACAGCUACGAACAGGACAACGGACAGCGGAUGCAAGAGGUGGGGCGAGUGCAGCCAGGACCCGAGCCAGAGACCGGCAGUAUCUCCAUGGAGGGCAGCUACGAGUUUGUCGGCAACGACGGCAACACCUACCAGGUCAGCUACGUGGCCGACGAGAACGGCUUCCAGCCUCAGGGCGCCCACCUGCCGCAGGCUCCAGCUCAGAUUCCUGAGUACGAGCAGCUGAGGCGGGACUACCCGCAGUUGUUCUGGGCCGAGAACGGAGGAGCCGGCAUCAUUGUCAGCGACCAGCAGCAGUUCAACCAGCAACAGUUCGACCAGCAGGGGCAACAGUUCUUCUUUAAUUAAUUCACCUGGCAAAGUCAACUGAAGACCAGAAGAAUGUCAAGCAAGCGUACUGUGGACUUGAAAAGCAUGUGGUUCGGAGCGCGGCUUGUGUCGAUGAAGCAUGAACAUCGUGCGUGUGGCGCGUUGGCUGUGU